AUGCUUAUUUGUAAUGGAUGUAUUUCAGAUUUUGUUCCUGCUGCUAUUCCAAGAACAUCAAAUUUUGAUAUUAUGGUUGAACCAAUUCAUGAAGACCCUGAACGUUAUGCAGUGAAUUUUAUAGUUGAUUCAACUCCACAACAACCAAGACCUUGGACUACUGAUUGGGAUGCUAAAUUGGGCGAUAUUAUGUCUAAAAAACAAUUAAAUUAG
Messenger RNA from Rotaria sordida, 213 nucleotides. The record is from the annotation of a GenBank genome assembly. Lineage: Eukaryota; Metazoa; Rotifera; Eurotatoria; Philodinida; Philodinidae.